CACACUCUCCCUUUAGACUGUCACAAUAAAAAGAAACUAUGAGAAUUGAGGAAGUCUCUCAGUUCUGCCUGCAGCACUGAGCCACAGAUCAGAGAUCAGCUGACUGACGUGUUCCUCUCUGUCUUUAUCUGGAACCUUGUUCGUCAGAACAAUGAUUAACCUGAGCGAGUUAUCAGAGAGGUUAAAGAACGAAUCCAGUGUCAGUCGGUCCGGCGGAGAGGAAGCUGCUCUGCACACAGCCAGCAGCCUCCCAGUCUCACAGCCAUGGACCCGUUUGACGGCUCGACAGUGACAGAAACGUUGCGGCGGGUUUCAGCCGAGCUGGGCUGCAGUCCGACCUCUGCAGACGUGGCUGCGUACCUCGACAAACACGACAAACUGAGACAUCUCAGGGACGAGUUCCUGGUGCCCAGGAUAGCAGACCUGCCUCCCUCUGAUCCUUUGCUGGUCGAUGGCACCAAAGAAUGCAUCUACCUGGUGGGGAACUCACUCGGGCUUCAGCCCAAAAAGGCCCGGAAGUACCUGGAGGAGGAGCUGGAGAAGUGGGCCAAAACGGGCGUCCACGGUCACACGGGAGGCUCUCGGCCCUGGGCCUGGGCCGAGAACAACAUAGAGGAACUCAUGGCUAAUGUCGUCGGAGCUAAAGCUGAGGAGGUGGCACUGAUGAACGGCCUGACAGUUAAUUUACACCUUCUGAUGCUUUCCUUCUACAAACCAACAGCAGCUCGCCACAAAAUCCUCCUGGAAAACAAAGCUUUUCCCUCAGACCACUACGCCGUCGAGUCUCAGAUCCAGCUGCGAGGAUUCGACCCUCAGGAGAGCAUGUUGCUGCUGAAAGCCAGACCGGGAGAAGAGACUCUGAGAACGGAGGACAUCCUGGAGGUGAUCGAGAAGGAGGGCGACUCCAUCGCCGUGGUGAUGCUCAGCGGAGUUCAGUAUUACACCGGCCAGCUGUUCAACAUGGCCGCCAUCACUGAGGCCGGCCAGAGGAAGGGUUGUUACGUGGGGUUCGACUGCGCUCACGCUGCAGGAAACGCCGAGCUGAAGCUGCACGACUGGGGGGUCGACUUCGCCUGCUGGUGCUCCUACAAGUAUCUGAACUCAGGGGCUGGAGGUCUCGGCGCUGCAUUUAUCCACGAGAAACACAAAGACACCAUCAAACCUGCGCUGCUGGGAUGGUGGGGACACAACCUGGACACUCGCUUCCAGAUGAGUAACGUGUUGGACCUGCAGCCCGGAGUGAGCGGCUUCAGACUGUCCAACCAGCCCAUCCUGCUGGUCUGCCCCCUGCAGGCCAGUCUGGAGGUGUUCAACAUGACCAGUAUGCAGGCGCUGCGCAGGAAGUCCGUCCUGCUGACGGGUUACCUGGAGUUCCUGAUCCAACAGUAUUACACCAAAGACCCGGCCAAGCCUCACAAACCUCACGUCAGCAUCAUCACGCCCUCCGACCCUCAGCAGAGAGGCUGCCAGCUCUCACUCUGCUUCUCCAUCCACAUCCAGAAGGUCUUCCAGGAGCUGGAGAAGAGAGGCGUCGCUUGUGACAUGAGGGAGCCCAGCGUGCUGCGUAUCGCUCCGGUGCCGCUCUACAACUCCUUCAGCGACGUCCACCGCUUUGUGGAAACGCUGGGAGCAGCGCUCGCCGCCAGCAGCCGAUGAGUGACAGCUGUGAACUCAGACCAGUCCACAACCAGAGUGUUUGAAUGUGACCUGGACACAUUUUACUUAAUCUGAUCUUGUACUUGAAAAAACAACCAUCACCUCUGUUCCCUCACCUGCUGCCCACCUAACACACCAAGACACAGAGUAAGACCAAGUUUUCUGACCAUCUGCUAGAGAACACAGCUCACCACUCUCCAAAUGGAAUAAAACAGGACACACUCAGAACGUACAGAAAGUAAUAAAAUGAAACAUCUGAACAAGAACAGUCUCAUGAGUAUUUGACAUUACAGCACUUCCUAGACUAUGAAGCUAACUUGGCUCGUAGACAGUAGUAGAAUGUGAUGUCCAAAUUUAUGAAGCAGUGACUGAAUGUAUGCUUAGGGUGAAAAAUACUCAAAAAUACUUGGUCAGAUUGAAGUCUCCCACUUCCUUCUACCAGCUCUCCAUGUCUGAGGAAAGACACUGCACUCCACACUGCAAGAAAUAUCAGAAGAAAAGCUGCUGGAAGCAGGAAGGAAGGAAACAGAUCAAAUAUCUUCACUAAAGUAAAAGAUAAAGAUAUCGUGUUACUUAAUAUUACUUUGGUAAAGUCAAGUGUCAUGCCCAGUGCUUCGAAGACUGUUAUUGUUCAGAUGUGUUUGGUUUUGUGGUUUUUUGUACAGACAACACGAACAGAAAGUUAUAAAACCAAACACAUCUGAACAAUAACAGCCUCAUGAGAACUUGACAUUAUGCUGAGUCAUUGUGUAAACUAUUUAUAUAUGAAACGAAAUUAUACUAACAUUUGUACAAUACAAUCAUUAAAAUAAAAAAUAAAAAAAGUUAAGCCUAUCACGUGACGUCACACUGGCUUGUUUUGCUGUCCGCCAUUACGCCACAAGUGGGACGUCAAGAAGAAAUAACCGGCUUACUUGCCCUAAAGUCCACUUCUUGUUCUUCUCCUGGACUCAGAUUCCCAUCAUGCAGUUCUUCGCUGUAACGCCGCCCCAGCCAGAGGCAUGUGGAGACCAAGACCACGACCACAUUGAAAGGAGUGAUGAAUGAACAGAGAGGACCUGGAGGAGCUCCCACUAAAGCUGAGAAAUGGACACCUGGACCACACUAUGAGUUUUGAAUGUAGAUUGCUAACUAACUUUGCAUGUCAUGACUUUUGGAACCUCAAGGCUUUUAACAUUUAUUCUUCAUUGUGUAUCAGAUGAUUUACAAACUAAACUACUUGCUCUUGUCAGAUUCAUCAUGUCUCCUGCUUAUCAAUAAAGAUUUGCUUUCAGGCUCUCGCGAAAA
Acanthopagrus latus (yellowfin seabream) is the source of this 2943-nucleotide messenger RNA. It is a transcript of the gene kynu, whose product is annotated as kynureninase. Gene Ontology annotation, biological process: NAD+ biosynthetic process. Lineage: Eukaryota; Metazoa; Chordata; Actinopteri; Spariformes; Sparidae. Gene Ontology annotation, cellular component: cytoplasm. Bases 265 to 1656 code for a protein of 463 amino acids. Gene Ontology annotation, molecular function: kynureninase activity; pyridoxal phosphate binding. The transcript is spliced from 16 exons. The record is from RefSeq and is a predicted model, not a curated record.